GAACAACACUGCGUCCACGUGGUCCUCGACUUGUGUCUGUCAACGAAUAUUCAAUCUUCUUUUUUUUGAGCGUUUUGCGAAAUCGCCGAUCGAAUCAAAAACUGUAGCUAUCAGCAAGCUGUUAUUUUUAAGAUUAUAAAUAAUAAAUAGAAAUAUUAUUUAAAUCCAAAUACGAUGUCGGCAACAGGUGAAACGUUAUCCAAGAAGUAAGUUAAUAGAUUUAUAUUUUUCAACUUAACCUAAAAGUAUGAUGCAAAGUUUUCGCCUUUUGAGGAGAUAUUUCACAAUAAAUAAUGGAUUAUUACAAAAAAGUAAAAGUGAGCUCAAAAGAAGACUUAAGGCUGAACAAAAAGCCAAAGAGAAGGUUGAAAAAAGUGAAAAAAUAUCUGACCAGGUUAGUCAUAAAAGUAAAGAAUCCAAAAUAAAUGAAGAAGAGGUGAGCCCUAACGAAUAUUUCAAAUUGAGAUCAACAGCUGUUGAAAAAUUAAAAAGUUUAGGUGGUGAAAAUUCCCCCUACCCUCAUAAGUUUCAUGUUUCAACAUCUUUGGAAGAUUUUAUACUAAAAUAUUCUAAUUUAAAAGAGGGAGAAGUUCUUGAAAAUGAUAAACUGAGUGUUGCCGGAAGGAUUCACGCUAUUAGAGAAUCUGGACCAAAGUUGGUAUUUUAUGAUUUGAGAGGAGAAGGUACUAAAAUUCAGAUUAUGGCAAAUGCGAGAUGUUAUGAAGAUGAAACCAAUUUUGCGAUUGAUACAGGUAAAAUUCGAAGAGGAGACAUCAUAGGUGUAGAGGGAGUUCCUACCAAAACCAAGAAAGGUGAACUCUCAAUAUUACCUUCAAAAAUAAAACUUCUAGCGCCUUGUCUUCACAUGUUACCCCAUCUCCAUUUUGGACUUAAAGACAAAGAGACCAGAUUCAGGCAAAGAUAUUUGGAUCUGAUCCUCAAUAAUAGGGUACGCAAAAUAUUCGAAACCCGUGCUAAAAUUAUCGCUUAUGUUAGGAGGUUCUUAGAUGAAAUGGGAUUUUUGGAAAUUGAAACACCCAUGAUGAAUAUGCAACCUGGGGGAGCCAUUGCUAAACCUUUUAUAACACACCAUAAUGAAUUAAAUAUGGACUUAUUUAUGAGGAUUGCUCCUGAGUUAUACCACAAAAUUCUUAUAGUAGGUGGUUUAGACAGAGUUUAUGAAAUUGGACGGCAAUUUAGAAACGAAGGUAUCGAUUUAACACAUAACCCUGAAUUUACGACAUGUGAAUUUUAUAUGGCUUAUGCAGACUAUAAUGAUCUAAUGACAAUAACUGAAGAACUGGUAUCCGGAAUGGUAUUCAGCAUACAUGGAAGUUACAAAAUCAAGUAUCACCCAGAUGGUCCAGAAGGGGAAGAAGUUGAAAUUGAUUUCACGCCACCCUUUAAGAGACUGUCAAUCAACUCAGUUUUAGAAAAGGAACUUAAUGUAAAAAUUCCAACUGAUCUAUCUACCAGUGAGGCUCAAGAAAUGUUAAACAACCUUUGUAUUAAGCAUAAUGUUGAGUGCACUCCUCCAAGGACAGCUAAUAGGUUGCUGGAUAAACUUAUUGGUGAAUUUUUAGAAGAGAAGGCCAUUAAUCCUACAUUUAUUAUUGAACAUCCUCAGGUGAUGAGUCCUUUGGCUAAGUGGCACAGGUCUAUACCGGGAUUGACAGAAAGGUUUGAAUUGUUUGUAAUGAAAAAAGAAAUUUGCAAUGCUUAUACAGAAUUAAACGAUCCUGCAGUACAGAGAGAACGUUUUGAGCAACAGGCUGCUCUUAAAGCAGAAGGUGACGAUGAAGUCCCGCUACUAGAUGAAGACUUCUGUAAGGCUCUAGAAUACGGAUUGCCUCCAACAGGCGGAUGGGGUAUGGGUAUUGACAGGGUGGCAAUGUUCCUAACCGAUAAUAACAACAUUAAGGAAGUUCUGUUGUUCCCUGCUAUGAAGCCAGAUGACCCAAAUAAGAAUAAAGAAGAAGAACCAACAGAAGCAAUUGGAGAUAUUAAGUCAUAAGGAAAAAAAAUUGAAUUUAAUAUAAUUUUUAUUUAUAUUUUGAUGAAUCAAAAAUAAACAUUUAGAAAGAGAUUGGACUUUCAUUAGUUAAGAAUUAGUUUUGUAAUUAAUAUCUUUUAACAUGUUUUGAUGUGAAAACUGGAGCUUGUUUUUUCAAAAACAAAAAAAAUAACAUUUUUAAAAGGGAUAGUUGCUGCCCUUGCUUAAUUUAUUUUAUAUUUACAAAUUAAUUCAUUUAUAUGUUAACAGAAG
Molecule: messenger RNA, 2266 nt
Organism: Psylliodes chrysocephalus
Lineage: Eukaryota; Metazoa; Arthropoda; Insecta; Coleoptera; Chrysomelidae
Source: the annotation of a GenBank genome assembly